UCAACUCUGAUUUGGUACAUUUUUAGAUAAGGAGUACCUAAUACCUAUUUACCUUGUUAAUGACCUUCAUUGUUAUCAUUGUAGGGCAACUAUAGAGACACAUGACUUGAGAGUACAAUUGAAGUUACAAAUAUACUAAACAGGCCUUUGCAUCAUCAUUUUUACUCUGAAGUAAAUCAUUUGUGCGUGGAUAGCAUUUGUGCCUACAAUUCUUCAUCAUGAGUCUUAAGGUUGUUAUCUUAGGAGCUGGUGGCCUAGUAGGGACGCGUUUAUGUCUAAAGAUCGUUCAGCUACAGGAGAUGCAUAUUAACCCUACGGAGAGUCUACCAUUGAAGAAAAUCGUAAUGUUCGAUGCGAUGGAGUUGAAAACAAUCCCCGAUAGCAUCAAGGGUGACGCUAGAGUCUCAGUAAUGAUUGGUGACUUGUGCGACAAGACGAUCAUGGCUAAAGCGGUAGAGCCGGACGGUUGUACGAGAGUGACUGUAAUACACCUCGCUGCUGUCCUCAGUGGUUACGCUGAAGAGAACUUCGACCUUGGUAUGAAGGUGAACUUGCAUGGCACGCUGAACGUUAUGGAGUGCAUGAGAGGUUUGGUUACGGAGCUGGGUCAACCUCAGAUUUAUGUCUACGUAAGCACAGAUUACGUUUGCUGUUUCAACGACUAUAAUAAGAACAACCCAGUGAACGAAGAAUCAUUCCGUCUUUCACCCGUGUCAUAUGGUAUCCAGAAGUCUUGUAUAGAACUGUUGAUGUGUGAUUAUACCCGGAAGGGGUUCUUAGAUGGUCGAGUAGCUCGUCUUUCAGCCGUGAUCGGACGUCCAGGAUGGUCGAACUCAAUCUCUUACCCAUAUACAGGUAUUUUCACACAGCCACUCGAAGGGAAGGAUUACGUGGUUCCUCUACCAAUGGACAUCCCCUUCCCAUGUUCUAGUCUUAAUAACAACAUCGAUUGCCUGUUGUUUACCGCUAGCAACCUAGAUGGAACCAAACUUGGGCACAACCGUAUUAUUCAGCUUCCAGCAAAAAGUUGGACACUAAAUGAUAUAUGGGCAGCUACCAAAGAAGUUGCAUCUGAGGAAGGUGUCCAACUUGGUAAGAUUACCAACCAAUCAAAUGGAGGUGAUACCACAAUUAAGGAGAUCAAUGUGUGUCCAUAUGUAGACUGUGGAAAAGCCGAACGGCUUGGUUAUCCCAUGGAAGUCGAUCUAAAGGACAUUAUAAGAGACUACAUCAAUGUAUAUAUAAAGAAAUAGAAUCAGUCGAGGACCAGAUGUAAAAAAUAUGAUAACAAUGUAUGAUAUUAAUUGAAAGUAAUAAAUUGUUAUUCAUAUCAUCAAUAAAAAGCAUUUGGAAAGCAAUUGUAUAUCUUCAACUGAACGGCAUUGGUCUUGUAUUUCUUCAACCAAACGACAUUGACCUU
Messenger RNA from Owenia fusiformis, 1420 nucleotides. The record is from the annotation of a GenBank genome assembly. NCBI's taxonomy places the organism in Eukaryota, Metazoa, Annelida, Polychaeta, Sabellida, Oweniidae.